ACAUAUAUAAUUGGAAUAGGAUGAGGAGAGGCGUUGGCAUAGGGAGAAGUUCUCCGAGUGAUUCCAUUGGCCCUUCUGCGGCGGCGACAACUGACAACCAUGGCCGACUCCUCUCAAGACCUCGACCAACUCCUCGACAGUGCUUUGGAUGAUUUCCAAACCUUCAACCUCAAUCCUUCUCUGCCAAGUGGGGAAGCGACGGAGAAGAAGAAGGAGCGUCCUUCGUUGCCGUUGGGGGUUCAGGGAUUGGGCAUGGGGUUACCUGAUUUGGGAACGAAGAAGAAGGGGAAGCAGAAGGCUUCCAAAGAUAGCCACGUGUCGGAGGCGCUGAACAAGCUGAGGGAGCAGACCAGAGAGGCUGUCAAGGGACUCGAGUCCAUGGCCCCACCCUCUGUCGAUGAUUUGGGCAAGGAUGCUCUCAUGGAGGAUUGGGUCAAACAGUUUGAGCAGCUUGCUGGCUCUCAGGACAUGGAAUCUAUUGUGGAGACCAUGAUGCAGCAACUUCUGUCCAAGGAAAUUCUUCAUGAACCAAUGAAGGAAAUAGCUGAAAAAUAUCCCAAGUGGUUGGAAGAGCACAAAACCAGCUUAAGCAAAGAAGAAUAUGAACGCUAUUCACACCAAUAUGAACUGAUACGAAAUCUUAAUGAAGUUUACGAAAAUGAUUCCGGAAACUUCACCAAGAUUGUUGAGCUCAUGCAGAAAAUGCAAGAAUGUGGACAACCACCAAAUGAUAUUGUCAAGGAGCUUGCUCCUGAUUUCGAUCUAGCCAGUCUUGGCCAGUUAUCUCCAGAGAUGUUUGAUUCUCAGCCAAAUUGUUGUAUAAUGUGAAGCUAUUUCUUCCCUUUUACUGUGGCAGCUGCUGGUUUACAGGAUCUUAGGAACAUUAAUUUUCAAUUGUCAGAAUAAAAUAGUUUUAUGUGCUACAAUGUUUUUCCUUACUACAAGUUUAUAAGUUUACAAGGAACCCACACUUGAUGCCUCUGUCUAAGGUUGUAUAUGACGAGGGCUUGUCUAUUAAAUUGUAUCACGAGUUGCUAGUUGCAAACAGAAUUUGCUUUCUGAUAUUUUGAGAAUCAUUUCCGACCAUUCUCGAGAUCCAUGAA
Molecule: messenger RNA, 1103 nt
Organism: Cajanus cajan (pigeon pea)
Lineage: Eukaryota; Viridiplantae; Streptophyta; Magnoliopsida; Fabales; Fabaceae
Product: peroxisome biogenesis protein 19-2
Biological process (GO): protein import into peroxisome membrane
Cellular component (GO): peroxisomal membrane; peroxisome
Source: RefSeq, a predicted model, not a curated record